AUGUUGAACGACAUCAACGGUGCCUCUAAUGGCGUCAACGGCCAUGCUCCCACCAAUGGCCAGACUUCCACUAACGGCUAUGCUUCCACCAACGGCUCCCAUACCAACAACAAUGGAGUAAGUGGAAACGGGCACACCAAUGGCCACACAAAUAGCCACAACAAUGGUUACACACCCAGCGUGAGCUCUUCCGACUCUUCCACCGCCGAGCCAAUCGCCAUCUGUGGCAUGUCAGUUCGUCUCCCAGGCGGUUUGCACUCACCACAAGAUCUCUGGGACUUUCUAGUCAACAAAGGCGACGCUCGUGGCCCUGUGCCCGAGUCGAGAUACAAGGCUUCCUCCUUCUGGUCCGAAACUACCAAGCCUGGCACAGUCAAGACCCAGCAGGGUUACUUUCUCGACGAGAGUAUAGACAUUGCAAGCGUGGAUACCUCUUUCUUUACAAUGCGCAAGGCUGAGGUAGAGCGCGCUGAUCCACAGCAGCGUCAGAUGCUUGAGGUUGCAAGGGAGUGCCUGGAGGAUGCAGGCGAGUUUGACUGGAAAGGUCGGGCCAUUGGCUGCUACAUGGGUAGCUUUGGUGAGGAUUGGACUGAGAUGUUUGCCAAGGAGGCUCAGCAGUACGGUCUUUACCGUGUCACAGGAUACGGAGACUUUAUGCUACCCAACCGUGUCUCAUAUGAGCUAGACCUCAUGGGCCCUAGCAUGGUGGUUCGUACUGGAUGCUCUGCAGCUCUUGUUGCACUCCACGAAGCCUGUCUUGCAGUCUCUCGCGGUGACUGUGAAGGUGCCAUCGUCGGCGGCGCCAACUUGAUAAUGGCCCCUGGAAUGACCAUGGCUAUGACAGAACAAGGUGUACUAGCGCCUGAUGGUUCAUGCAAGACCUUUUCCGCCGACGCCAACGGCUAUGCCCGAGGUGAGGCAGUCUCAGCCAUCUUCAUCAAGCCCCUCCGCGAUGCCAUCCGUGACGGCAACCCCGUUCGAGCAGUCAUCCGUUCCACAGCCUCUAACAGCGACGGUAAGGGUACUGCGGGAGGUAUUCAAGUACCCAAUGAUGUCGCUCAAGAAGCCAUGAUUAGACAAGCAUAUGCAAUCGCUGGCAUCAACGACUACUCCCAAACGGCGUUUGUUGAGUGUCAUGGAACUGGAACAUCAAUUGGAGAUCCUAUCGAAACUAGAGCCGUUGGGAGAGUGUUUGGUCCCUCUGGAGGUGUGCUUAUAGGCUCUGUCAAGCCCAAUCUUGGACAUUCAGAGGGAGCCUCGGGUCUCACAUCGCUUAUCAAGGCGGCGUUGGCCUUGGAGAACCGCACCAUUCCUCCCAACAUCAAAUUCAACCAGCCUAACCCUGACAUCCCGUGGUAUUGUGGACUAUCUGUUCCCACAGAGCCCACAGCGUGGCCGGAUUCCAAGCAUGAGCGUGUCAGCGUCAACUCCUUUGGCAUUGGCGGGACCAAUGCUCAUGUCAUUCUCGACUCUGCUCACAGCUUCGACCUCUCUCCGCCUGCAAAACGAGCCACCACAUCACCCCAGUUGUUGGUAUUUUCCGCAAAUGGAGGAGACUCUCUUCGAACUAUGAUAGAAAACUACCAAGAUUAUAUCGAGAAGAACCCUGAUAGAGUCAACGACCUUGCCUAUACACUAGGUCGCAAACGCGAGCACCUGCCACAUCGGGCUUUUGCUGUGGCGAGCCCUCUUGGCUCCCUGACAACCUCUCUCAUCUCCAAAGCAAGUGGAAAACCAAACGUUGUUAUGGUAUUCACCGGCCAGGGCGCUCAAUGGCCUCGGAUGGGCAGAGCCUUGAUUCAGAAUUCUCAAUUUCCUGUCUUCAAGCAGACCAUUCAGGCAUUGGAUGCCCAUUUGCAGUCUCUGGACGACGCACCAGAAUGGAGUAUUGAGAGAGAGCUUCAAAAGUCCAUCAAAACAAGCAGACUCAGCUCAGCCGAGCUGUCACAGCCUCUGUGUACUGCUAUACAAGUCGCCCUCGUCGACACGCUCGCUUAUAUCGGUAUCCAGCCUGCAGCUGUGGUAGGCCACUCCAGCGGCGAAGUUUGCGGUGCAUAUGCCGCAGGUGCCAUUACUGCCGAGGAAGCCAUCACCAUUGCAUUCUACCGUGGCCUAGUUACCAAGCUACAGACGAAGCCAGGCUCUAUGGCUGCGAUUGGAAUGGGCGCUGAGGAGAUCCAGGAGUACCUACAGCCUGGAGUUGUUGUGGCCUGCGAAAACUCGCCGCGUAGUGUUACCAUUGCCGGCGAUACUGAGGCAGUAGAGAAGAUGGUGGUCCAGAUCAUCAAGGAGUCCCGGCCUGAUGUUGCGGCGCGGCUCCUCCAGGUCGAUAUGGCGUAUCACUCCCACCACAUGGAAGAGAUUGGCAGCGAAUACUACGCUCUCAUGAAGGACAAGAUUUCGCCCAAGAUGCCCACGAAACUCUUCUUCAGCAGUGUCAAAGGAGAGUUGCUAACUGAAGCCGCUGAAUUUGGUCCUCGUUAUUGGCAGACCAAUAUGGAGUCUCAGGUUCUCUUCAAUACUGCUGUUUCGGCUAUCAUCAACCACGAGAUUGCCAAAGACGCAGUCUUCUUAGAAGUUGGUCCCCAUUCAGCCCUUGCUGGACCAUUACGUCAGAUCCAAGCCCACCAUUCCACUUCUUCGCCCUAUAUAUCUGCCCUCACCCGUCACCAGAACGACGUGGAAUCGUUCUUGACAUGUGUAGGUAACCUACAUAACCUCAACGCUGGUGUCGACCUGACCAAGGUCAUUCCUCAAGGCUUAGCUCUGCCUGACCUACCACGAUACCCUUGGAAUCACUCUGAGAGGUACUGGUAUGAGUCAAGACUCAGCAAAGAAUGGCGGCUGCGAGAGUACAAAUACCAUGACCUUUUGGGCGUUCGCGUCCCAGAAAGUCUCGACUUCGACAUACUCUUCCGCAACUUAUUCCAUCUUGACAACGCACCAUGGAUCCGAGACCAUAAAGUUGGUGACGAUAUCGUCUUCCCUUUCGCUGGAUACGCAGGUAUGAUUGGCGAGGCAGUGCGACAGGUAACCCAUGUGGAUGAGGCCUUUAAGCUGCGAAAUGUUGUUGUCAGCACGGCUCUUGUUCUGAACGAAGGCAAGCCCGUCGAGAUUAUGACGACGCUUCGCCGUAGGCGCUUGACCAACUCCCUCGAUAGCGAAUGGUGGGAGUUCACCAUCGCUUCAUACAACGGGACUCUAUGGACAAAACACUGCUCUGGCGAAGCCAGGUCGUUUAGCGAAGGGCUUGGCGAUGCAGAUGUUCAGGCCCCUUUCCUGCGCAAGGUCGACUCGCGUCGCUGUUAUGAAUCCAUGGCCAGGUCAGGGUUGAACUUUGGGCCUGAGUUCCAACGGCUCGAUCACAUUCGCGCUGAUACACUUGAUCAAAAGGCUGCGUCACGAGUCACUGGUAAGCCUGGAGACGAUGUCGAUUACCACCUCCACCCUACCAUCAUCGAUGCAUCUCUUCAACUUCUUAGUGUUGCUGCAUCUAAGGGUUUUGCCAAUCCUUCGGACAAGACCAUGGUGCCAACUCACAUCGAUGAAAUGUGCAUCUACCGCUCUGCAACAGUUGGUGAUGUUGAAGUUGGAGCGACUGCAUCCUAUACUGCUAGCGGUUCCAUUGCAGGCAGUGGCCAAGCUGUUGACGCCCAAGGUCAACUUGUUCUUCGAAGCACGGGCAUCAAACUCUCCAUCGUUGAAGGGCAGAGUGGGGAUAAGCAGGUUGAGCCGAGUGCCCACGCAGAAUGGGCUCCUCAUAUCGACUUCUUGGAUGCAAACACUCUCAUCAAGUCUUCUAUAGACCGAAGCCAACACAUGCCUGCUCUAACGACACUGUCGCACCUGUGCAUGGUGCAUAGUAAGCGGGUGAUUGCAAAGUUGGAAACCACGAUCCCGCAUAUGCAUAAGUACCGAUCAUGGAUAAAUGAACGAAUUGAAAUAGACGACCUCAAGUCUCUUGACGCACUGGACGACGCCGAGCUAGAGCAGAAGAUUGAUGAGCUGGCUGAGGAGCUGAAGCAAACCUCGGCCGUAGACGCUGCAGUUGCCAUUCAGAAGAUAUUCGCCAACGUCGGCAGUAUCUUCACAGGCGAGACAGAGGCCCUUGAAGUUUUGUUGUCCGACGAUACUCUCAACAAACUCUACAUCUUCAUGGAUCAGUGCGACGAAUCGCAAUUCUUGACUCAUCUGGCCCAUAGCAAGCCGAAUCUACGUGUCCUCGAGAUCGGUGCCGGAACUGGUGGCUCAACCGCUCAACUUCUGGAGCAUCUGACCCCAGCUGGAAGGGUGCUGUACUCCAACUAUACCUUUACCGAUAUCUCGUCUGGAUUCUUUGUCGGUGCAAAGGAACGCUUCAAGACGUCUCCCAACAUGGAGUUUGCAACGCUGGAUAUCAGCCAAGACCUGUCCGAGCAGGGCUUUGAGGGACGGCAAUACGACCUCAUCUUGGCUACGAAUGUUAUCCACGCGACCAAGUCACUGAACGAAAGUCUGACCAACGUGCGAAAGUUGCUGAGCCGUGAUGGCAGAUUCUUGCUCCACGAACUGACCCCCACUUCGAAAUGGGUGAACUAUGUCUGGGGCACACUUGCAGGAUGGUGGUAUGGCGACAGUGAUGGUAGACCCGAUGAGCCCUACAUCAGCAUUGAUCGUUGGACUAGAGAGUUGCAGGCUGCUGGAUUCCGUGUCCCAGAUGCAGCAGUCCUUGACUCAGCCGAGCCAAAUCAGCUCAAUGCAAUGAUUGUCGCUAGGCCAGCUAUCACCGAAAGUGUUAAGAAGCAUGUGACAAUUCUGACUCUUUCGGAUGCUGAGAGUAAAGGUCAAGCAAAACUGCGUCAGAGUCUGGAAUCAAGAGGAUAUUCUAUCCAUCGUGCAGGGAUCGCCGACUUGUCUAUUCCCCAUGGACAAGACGUACUGGCUCUACUGGAUGAAGAUGAACCGUUCUUUGAGAAUAUCGAUCAAGAAAGGUUUGAGUCUUUUAAGAACUUCACAACCAAUCUCAAAGACGCCGGCAUUCUUUGGAUCACGCAUCUAUCCCAGGUUGGCUGCUCCGACCCUCGGUUCGGUCAGGUUCUGGGAAUAUCCAGGACCCUUCGGUCUGAAUUACUCCUAGACUUUGGAAUCUGCGAAGUCGAAGAUGUGGCCUUGUCUUCGGAAAGGAUCGUUGACGUUUUUGAACGAUUUCAGGUGCGCCAAGAGGAUGAUGUUCUGAAGCCCGACUACGAGUAUGCUAUUGUCGACAACACCAUCCAAGUCGGGCGAAUCUAUCCAUUUUCCGCCCAGAGUAAUCUGUUUUUGCCUAGUCAGAACGACCCUAUUGCGCUUCGGACAAGCAAGCCUGGAAAGCUAGAUGCUUUGCACUGGGCCAGCUACGAGGCCCCUGCACUUCAGAACGAUGAUGUCGAGAUCAAUGUCCAAGCUGCUGGUUUGAACUUCAAGGACGUUUUGUGCGCCAUGGGCAUCGUCGAGGGCGCAAAUGGCUUUGGGCUUGAGGGCGCUGGUAUCGUAAGCCGCAUCGGACCUAAUGUCGAGGGACUCAAGGCUGGAGACAGAGUCAUGUUCAUAUCCCACUCUGCAUUUUCGACGCAUGUUGUCGUCUCGGAGAACCUCUGCGAGAGAAUUCCUGACGAACUCAGUUUUGAAGAUGCAGCGACUAUGCCCUGCGUGUUCGCCACGUCGUACUACUCCAUCUUCAAUAUCGGCAAUCUCAAGAAAGGACAAUCGAUACUCGUUCACAGUGCCUGUGGUGGCGUCGGAAUCUCUACUAUUCAGCUUGCUCAGAUGGCUGGCGCGACUAUCUACGCAACAGUCAGUAGCGAGGAGAAGAUCAAAUAUCUCGAAGACACCUUUGGUCUAGAUCGCAGCUGUAUUUUCAACUCUCGCAAUGACUCAUUUGUCGAGGGCGUCAUGUCUAAAACCAAUGGCCAGGGCGUUGACUUGGCGCUCAACUCAUUGUCGGGAGAGCUUCUUCAUGCUACUUGGAAGUGCAUUGCGCCAUUUGGCAAGAUGGUUGAGAUCGGUAAACGAGAUUUGAUCGGGUCAGGGAAGCUUGACAUGAGCAUUUUCGAGGACAAUCGCACCUACUCCUGCGUCGACUUGGAUCAGCUUUGUUUCCAACGAGGGACCAUCGCAAAAGAACUACUCAAAGACAUUGUCCGACUGUACGAAGGUCGUCAGAUUCAACCCAUCCGACCUAUCAAGGUCUUUGGUCCACAGGACAUCCUUGAUAGCUUCAGGUACAUGCAGCAAGGUGUACACCUUGGCAAGAUUGUUGUAUCGAUGGGUGCAACUUCCAUCUCCGAGUUGGAAGUCAAGCCCCGAAGUGAGACUGUUAGCUUUGAUAGCUCGGGUGCCUAUCUGCUUGCUGGUGGACUUGGAGGCCUUGGUCGUUCCAUCUCGACGUGGAUGGUCCAGCGUGGAGCGCGCCAUCUCAUCUAUCUCUCCCGCAGCGCAGGAACGCAAGAGAAGCAUCUCGAUCUGGCUCGAGAACUCGGCAGUCUGGGCUGCCACGUGGACUUUGUUCAAGGUAGCAUUACCAGCCUUGAAGAUGUGACUGACGCAGUUGCUCGAGCUAAUGGUCACCUCAAGGGAAUAUUGCAAAUGUCCAUGGUUCUGUGCGACCAGGGCUUCUCGAACAUGACAAUAGACGAGUGGAACACUGCGGUUGACCCCAAGAUCAAAGGCACCUGGAAUCUACACAAUGCCUCUCUUGCCGCCAAUGCGGAUCUGGAUUUUUUCGUCCUCUUCAGCUCUCUUUCAGGCAUCAUUGGACAGCGUGGACAGGCAAACUAUGCUGGAGCAAAUACCUUCCUCGACGCCUUUGCGCAGUACCGAACAGGCCUAGGCCUACCAACGUGUUCCAUAGAGAUUGGAGCAGUCGAGGAGGUGGGAUACAUGGCUGAGCACCAGUCAAUCAUGCAAAAACUCAAGGCUUCUGGUGGUUCAGAUGGCACAGCAUCCGAGCAGGAGCUGCUUGAGGCUCUGGGCGCUGCCAUGACCAAGAAAUCCAGCAGCUUCUGCCUUGGCCUGCGCUCGAACGUGUCCCUCAGUGACCCUUCAAAUCGAUCCCUCUGGAAGAAAGACAUGCGCAUGGCCGUGUUCCACAACAACGGAGACGCCACAAACACCUCUGGGGGCGCUACCAACGACGAGCUUAAGUCAUUCAUCGCAAAGGCUAAGCAGGAUCCCUCCCUCCUCAAGCAUCCAGAGUCAUCUCGCCUGCUCGCUGUGGAGAUUGGCAAAAAGGUGUUUGGAUUUCUUCUCAAGCCUGUAGAAGAUCUACAGACAACGUCAUCACUGUCUGACUUGGGGAUGGAUUCACUGGUAGCGAUUGAGGUUCGUCAAUGGUGGAAAACUGUUUUCCAAUUUGACAUUAGUGUGCUUGAGAUGAUGGGGAUGGGCAGUCUUGAUGUGCUUGGGGAGCAUGCUGCUAAAGGUAUGCUACAGGUAUUCCAUGGUGAGGGGGACAGCUAG
This is a messenger RNA of Fusarium sp. VM40, 7476 nucleotides long. The record is from the annotation of a GenBank genome assembly. Lineage: Eukaryota; Fungi; Ascomycota; Sordariomycetes; Hypocreales; Nectriaceae.